This is a messenger RNA of Coccidioides posadasii C735 delta SOWgp, 987 nucleotides long. RefSeq lists its product as uncharacterized. NCBI's taxonomy places the organism in Eukaryota, Fungi, Ascomycota, Eurotiomycetes, Onygenales, Onygenaceae. The record is from RefSeq and is a predicted model, not a curated record.
AUGGUCAAGAGUUGGUAUAUUUACUUCCUAGCGGCACUGCACUUCUUUGCUGCAGUGCUCGCCCACCCCAUCGAGGAGCGCGCAGCCAACUACCACGUCGCAGUCGUCGACCAGAACUCGAAGACCGUGCGCGUCUUCCCACGCAACUCCAAGAAAUGGAAUAAAGACGCCAUCUUCUGGAGCUUCACCGCCGAUACCGGGUUCUUCAACCGCAAGUGGAACAAUCUCUCCGGCGUCAAGAUCCGCAAGGUCGCCAAACACGGCUGGAUCGCCCUGGUCACCGCUUCCGGAGGAAAGGCCGGCAUCGUCAACAUCACCAAGGAGAAGCGAAAGGUCGGCCUGGACGACGUCAUGUGGCAGGCCACCCCGGGCGACAAUCCACACUCGAUCGAGAUCAUCCCCAAGAACGGCGCCAUCGUCGUCGCGAGCUCCAAGCCAGGCAAGCUGAGCCUGUACGUGCCCACUUCCAAGGACGUCAGUGACUACAGCAAGAUCAGACACGCCAAGGACUAUUCGCUGCCUGGCGCACACGGCGUCCUGUGGGAUCCCAAUGGAGGAAAGUCCGUUGCUGCCGGAAACCUCUGGGUCCUCGGAGACGACUUCCUGUACAAGUACAAGGUCACCGGCUCGUACAAGAACACCCGCCUGAAGCGGGUCGCCAAGUACGGCCUGCCCAAGAAGGGCCUCGGACACGAUCUUCAGCCGGACUAUUCGAACAAGAAGACGCUCCUCCUGACGGAUUCAUACGCCGCGUAUGCCUUCAACACCUCGACGGGCAAGUUCAAGAUCCUGAAGAACAUGAAGAGAUUGAAGAGUCUCGUGAGACACCGCAACGGGGAGUACAUGUGGGUCAGGGGUUACAAGGACAAGGGCGAGAUGGGACCGUAUGUUAGAUGGGGCUCGAGCGUAGGAAACCAGAAAGAUGCUAGAGGCUGGAGCGACGCGCGGUUCUACAAAGCGAGAAUCUACGAUCCAGACUACGAGUGA